This is a messenger RNA of Protopolystoma xenopodis, 408 nucleotides long. The record is from the annotation of a GenBank genome assembly. Lineage: Eukaryota; Metazoa; Platyhelminthes; Monogenea; Polystomatidea; Polystomatidae.
AUGUCUGGUGUUAUUCACCUUUGGAACGUGCCACCUAUCACUCUUAAUGAAGGUUCUUCCUCGAUUGAAACCAUUCAAGCACUCACUACUGCCUGGCUGUUGCAUAAUCAACAUCUUCCUGAUCAGACCCCUAGUGAGUUCACGGUACAAGAGCUACAAUGGCUAUGCUUGUGGACGCCUACACUGCAGCAACCAGAGCCGCACGAGACGAGCAAGUCACAGAAAAAUCAUUCAUUGCGUUGCAUUCUGAUAGCGGGAGGAGAAGAUGGUAUGGUGACGAUCUGGCCCAUAUCCACGCCUUUUGGCGACCAGCCUGGCGGCAUGACGAGAAGUUCUAGAAAGCCUGGGCCUAAAUACCUUCACGGUAUCGGCUAUUUUGGCCAGUGUGGUGGUGCUGUGAUUUCUUAA